Macadamia integrifolia is the source of this 1903-nucleotide messenger RNA. RefSeq names its product plant intracellular Ras-group-related LRR protein 1-like. Lineage: Eukaryota; Viridiplantae; Streptophyta; Magnoliopsida; Proteales; Proteaceae. Gene Ontology annotation, molecular function: protein binding. The record is from RefSeq and is a predicted model, not a curated record. The coding region runs from base 30 to 1574 and encodes 514 amino acids. The transcript is spliced from 3 exons.
UCAGUAUCGAAGAGUUUCAGAGACCCGCCAUGGAUCCAUCACCUACGAGCUUCCCAAUCCUCUCCUAUGUCAUGUCUCGCAUCACCUCUGGCCUGUCGGAGCCCUCCUCCGGCACUGGGUCUGGCUCUGAAUCUACCUCCGUCCACAUUGACAUCGAACAACCACCGCUGCCGUUGAUGGAGGAGAUGCCUCAUUUGAAGAACCCACAGCUACUGGCCGCCAUGACCAAAGCCGUGGCCGAGGUCGCUCAGACCAGAUCGGUUCUCAAGGCCCUUGGCGAACGUCCCGACCACGAGGCUGUCGACCUCGCCAAGGCGAAGAUCUCCGAAAUCGAGUUCGAUCUCACCAAGCAGCUUGAAGAGAUCGUUCUUGUCCCUCGUCCCGAGGAUUUAGAUCGCCUGGACUGGAGGACUCAGCUGGCGAAGAAGGAGGAUCAAACCAGACAGGCCGCUGAGAAGGAGAAGGAAGGGUACAAGGCUGUGGUGAAAUUGGAUGAGAUGCACGAGGCUUACGAGAAGCUCUUGAGGGAUGCGGAGGAGAAGUUGGUUAGUAUAUAUCGCUCCGCCACUCUCGAAACGGAGGAUGGAGCGGGCGAGGGGGAUGAGACGCCGCCUCUUGAUGAAGAGGCGAAUGAGGAAGUUAUUAAAAUCUUGCAAGAGGCGUCAGGCAAGGAAUUGGAUAGGAUUGAUCUUAAGGGGCGUCUAUUGAGGUUUCUCCCUGAGGAAUUUGGAAAAAUUCGGGGCUUGGUCGCUCUCAACCUGUCUAGCAAUCAACUUGAGGUCAUUCCUGAUUCAAUUGGUGGACUAGAAAAACUGGAGGAGCUAAACCUUUCAAACAACCUUUUGGUGUCACUACCAGAUUCCAUUGGAUUAUUGAUUAAUCUGAAAAUCCUUAAUGUGUCAGCUAAUAAGCUAUCAGCCUUACCUGAUAGCAUCUCCCAUUGCAGAUCAUUGGUGGAGCUAGAUGCAAGUUUCAAUUCUCUGGGAUACUUGCCCACAAAUAUGGGGUAUGAACUGGUGAAUUUGCAAAGGCUUUCAGUCCAUCUCAAUAAGCUCCGUUCUGUUCCAACUUCCAUUUGUGAGAUGAAGUCUUUGCGCCAACUUGAUGUCCACUUCAAUGAACUCCGUGGUCUGCCUCAAGCCAUCGGGAGAUUGACGAAUCUUGAGAUUCUGAAUCUCAGCAACAAUUUCAGUGACCUGACGGAGCUUCCUGAGACAUUUGGUGAUCUGAUAAAUCUCAGCGAACUUGAUCUCAGCAACAACCAAAUCCAUGCUCUUCCCGAUACAUUUGGUCAGUUGGCCAAGUUAACUAAGCUCAACUUGGAAAUGAAUCCACUGGUCCUUCCACCAGCGGAAGUAGUGAAUAAAGGAAUUGAUGCUGUCAAGGUGUUUAUGGCAAAGAGGAAGCUUGACAUGCUAUUAGAGGAAGAACAUAGGAGUGCAGAGGAAGCAAACAACCAAGGGCAGAAUGGGUGGUUGACUCGCAGCACCUCAUGGUUGAAUAACUUUGUUACUGGAUAUUUUGUGGCUGGUACAAGCUCACCAAGAGACCCAUAUCUGGACCAGCAGUUAUGAUUUCAUGGUUUUCUGACUUCUGUUGCCGUGAAUUUUCUGUGGUAUGUACAGGCUUACUAUGAGAUAUCCUUUGGUUUGUUUAAAAGACUUGCUUAUUGCUCAAUCUACUGGAACUACUCUGAGCAGGCACGUUCUAACAGUUUUGCUGCCAUCGAUUUAGUUUCAAGUUUAUUAAACAUUUUUUAAUAUUCAUAAAUUCUAUGCCAAAAUAAAUGACAAGUUUUUUUCUGCAUUGCUCAUGAGUUACAUUUGCUCUCACAAGCAACUAAUCCUCUGUAUGAAAUAAUGUAUUAAGACUUUCCAAAAGAAACAAGUGAACACAAUUUGUA